Messenger RNA from Procambarus clarkii (red swamp crayfish), 4567 nucleotides. The record is from RefSeq and is a predicted model, not a curated record. Lineage: Eukaryota; Metazoa; Arthropoda; Malacostraca; Decapoda; Cambaridae.
CUACGAGCCAAUCCGAGGUGAGAUAUUCAGACUCGCCGACCAAUCACUACCGCUAGCCCUGGCAGCCAUUUUUAAACCCCCUUACUUUGAAAAGGCCACAACCUGGGACGACUGGCAAGGUGGUGGCUGGCUCUUUAAAUAUGCUCUGAGGAAUGCUAUCUAUCCCUGAAUGUUGAAAAUUAUGGGUCCUAAACUAGAGGAGUUUGAGGUGCUAUCAACAAUUGGUAGUGGGGCUCAUGGAACAGUGCGGAAAGUGAGACAUCUAGAUGGACAAGUCCUUGUAUGGAAGGAGCUCAAUUAUGGUGCCAUGAGUGAAUCUGAGAAGCAGGGGUUAGUACUGGAGGUGAAUCUUUUGAGAGAAUUGAGACACCCCAAUAUAGUGAAGUUCUUGCAUCACAUAGUUGAUAGGCGUUCUACCACACUCUACAUCUUGAUGGAAUAUUGCCCCGGUGGUGACCUGAAACAUCUUAUAUCAAAGUGCCGCCAGACCUCAACCUUUCUAGAGGAGGGCUUCAUCUGGAGGGUGCUCAAACAAAUCUGCGAAGCCUUGAAGGUUUGUCAUACGAGACAGCUGAGAGGAGGACGAAUCAUCCUCCACAGAGACAUCAAACCGGCUAAUGUAUUCCUGGAUGCAGAUGGCGAAGUCAAAUUGGGGGACUUUGGCUUGGCCAGAACUCUGAACUCAGAGGCCAGCUUUGCUACUACUUUUGUUGGAACUCCCUAUUAUAUGAGCCCUGAAGUAAUAGAAGGACAAGAUUACAAUGAAAAGUCGGACAUGUGGUCACUGGGCUGUCUGAUAUAUGAGCUGUGUGCGCUGCACCCUCCCUUCCAGGCCACCACACACAAGCAGCUGGCUUCCAAAAUCAGAGAAGCAAGAUAUGAACGCAUUCCCAUGCAAUACAGCAGUGCAUUACAAGAGGUUUUGGGUCUUUUGCUGACUUAUGAGGACUUCUUGCGUCCUACCGCUCACCUGGUUCUCCAUCACUCCGCUCUUGUAGCUCGUACUACCUCGGAUAAGGAUCGACAGGAAGAUGACUCUCUCUAUCAUUCUCUGAGUCACACAGUUCUCUUGAGUGCGGCUAACCCACCAAGGAAACUAGAUGUUGUGGAGGAUGCAGAUGAUUCAAAGGAUAAAAGAAGCUUUGAGACACGAGCAAGCAAAAAGGUGGAGGAAGAUGGAAAAAAGGAAAAUGCAGAUGAGUUAUUGAAAGAGUCAGACCCAGCCAUAGAGAGAGAUUCCUCCAACAAUAGCAGGAAACUUAACAAAAUAGAUGUAUUUUGUAGAGAUGAAGCUCAAGCUAAUCAUACCAAAUCUGACACAUAUUCCAUGAAAGAAACUUACAGAAUUUCGAAAAGAGACGACUUAAGAAGCUUUAGUGAUGCGGAGGAGCACAAAUUCUCUGGCUGUCAGGAUAAACUAGUCCCUAAUGAGAAGGAAAAUGAAGUCGCUUCCAUAACUACGUAUCUACCUCAAGAAAAAAAAAUAAAACUACCUCAGAAAAGAGAUCACACAGAACCUUUAGGAAACACCAUAGAUAAAAUCUGUAAUGCUGCUAGAAAUGUGGGGCCUGUUCCUGAAAGAGGAAGUAUUGAUAUAAACUUGGCCAAACUGGCAUGUGCUUGUGGGGGUAUGUCACCAAAAUCAUGGAGAGAGCGAAUUUUAACACUUCGGGAAUCUGAGUUAACAGUAAGGGAGCGUGAGGUGGCUCUACAAGAAAGAGAACGUGAUGUAACUCAUCGAGAGCACCGAGUGGCAGCUAUGGAAAAAGAAGCACGUCAGCAUUUAGUGAGAGCCCAGAUUUACCUGAGACAGUCAAGACCUCGGCAAAAUGCUGCAACAUCCCCCCACAGGCCCACUUCUGACCUGGAUACCACAGUGAGUGCUGACCCUGGUGAUGGUUUGACCACCACAACAAAGCUAGAUCCGCAACGCAUCAGUAAUCCAUUUCUCAAAAUGAGAGGCAUACAACCACCACCUGAGAAACGAGUGUCCUUCAAGGAAAAGCCCACUAAAUUUAAGAGCAACACACUUGAUAACCCAAAGAGUCGACUGAAGAGAGGUAACAUUUUUCGUUUAGCAGAACGCUCUUCAGAGUCAAAGAAAGAAUCGAAAGAUAAGGUGCAAAACGAAACUAACUGUAGAGUCCCCCUCAAAGCAACAACUAGCAAUGUCAGUAGUGUUCAACACCAAGGACAGGAAAAAACUGGAGAAUCUCCCCUGCAGUCUGCUCCACUCUCAAACCUGCUGCAAUGCACACAGGAAACUGUAAGUAUGGCAAAACCUGGUCUUGCUUAUGUUCUUAGAGAGCGACCCAGAAGUACUGAAAACCUAAGCAAGAAGUCAUGUGAAGCAGGGUUGGACAAAGAAAACGUAGGCCAAACCAUGAAGUCUAAGAAAGUUCCUGAAAUUAAACGUGGAUUGUGGAGCAGAAGGUCAGAAAGUAAGUUCAUUGAUCGAGCCAGCCGACAUGAGCGUAACCCAGUCAGAUCACAAGAGCAUGUAAUACAGUAUUAUAAUGUUGUGUGAUAUUUAGUUCUGAGUCUGUUAAUAUAUUAAGUCUUUACUUUGGUAACAUUUAAUUCUUAGCCUGUUAAUAAUGUGAUAUCAACAAAAUUCAAGUCAUCUUAGCUUUAAGUUUUACUUUGCAAAUAUUCUGAAUGAAGGUUUGUAUCCACAUACCCGAAUGUAAAGUGUGUACAGUAGUACAAUAUAACAAUCCCAGUGCUCAAGCAAGAUAUGAAUGGAAGAUGCGUGUAAACUGUGAAUGUUUAAGACUUCAUAUGUAGCUGGUUUUUCUACUUAUAAUGAGACAUUUCAUAAUGCAAUGUGAUCGGAAGAAAUGUUUUAAAAGCGGUGUCAGGAUGUCUCAUUGUGUCUUUCUACCAUUGAACAAUUUUCCCCUUUCAAUUAUUAUCCUUCAUAAAUACCUUUACCCAUCGAGCAUGUAAGAUAAAACACUUGUUCUGUCAUGUAUUAUCACAAAUUUCAGUUGCUUUGUGAGGACUGAGUAAUAGUCAGGAACUGAAUGAAGGUGUGUGAAGUGAGAGAGCUUCACAAGAUGAUGCGUUGACUGAAGUAUUUUGCAUGGCGAUAUAUUGCUAUACAGCCCAAUUAAUUUUUUUUUAUUACUGAAUGUUGGACAAUAUAGAACAUAAAGAUGCUAUGAGUAGCUCAGGCCAGCUCGACAAAAUAUUAAAAUACUGUUGUCUUGAGUUACACCAGGUAUUUUUGUUUUAUAUAUAGUCUUGAAUUGGUUUAAUAAUUUAAGGACAUUAAUGGAAGAGGUUCAGAGAUUUGAGUGCAAGAGAGUCCUGGAUCAUUGGGUCAGUGGGAAAGUUUAGACUUUAACCAGUAAAGAGUAAUAGAUUUGGUUAGAUUUUUGAAGUUCUCUUUCACCUGUAUAUUAUAAAACUGGUAAACAUACCAUCCUUUAUCACACUUAUUUCAUGACUCGAUCUGAGAAUAUAUUUUAAGGUCAGUAAUUCAACCUGGGAGGCUCCCUCAAUACAUACAUGGAGGGUAGCCAUUUUCAGAAGAUUUAGGUAUUCCGUUGGGAGAUACAUAAUUUAGAUGUCUUUAAUUUUCAGUGGCUGUAGUGUGGCGAACACUGUUGCGUAUCAGCUUAGAAGUUUGAAGACUUAUAUGGUUGUGCAACGAACAUCCCCAAUGUUAUUGGGUCAUGGCAGAUUUUAUAGAAAAAAAACAUCUGGCAACACCAGGCAUUAUAUCUCGAGUGUAGCUACUCCAAAAAUUUCUAUACUAAUGCCAGGGACAAAUCCCUGUAGUCUCAGUUAUGAUGCACUAGGAAUUAAUUAAAUUAGAUGAAAUUAGGCCCUUUUUUUAAUUUUUAGUGAGAAUGGUGAAAAGUGUUUAACAUUCAGAGUAUGAAUUUUUUAGAACUAUACCAUAUAAUGUCUUGAGUAAAUUUUCAGUGACAUUUGUAAAGUUUUAAAUACUCUGUAAUUGUCAUAAUAAGUUGCAAUUAACCUCCGGGUAUUCUCAGAAUUUUCCUUACAGAAUUUCAUAAGUUAUUCAUAAUUCAAUCUAUAGCCCAGACUGAUUUUUAGUCAAAGUAUACAUCAAUGUUUACAACUCUUCUAAAUAAUGUCUUGAAUUUUUACAUAUACAUUACACAUUUACAUGUGUAACCUACCUACCACCACAAUCAUUUCUGUAUCCUCUGAAUCCAUUCGCAUGUUUUAAUUUUCUUUUAAAACAGUUUUUAAUUCUUUAGUGAUACAGGUGCCCCAGUAUUAAUUACAGUAUCCAUUAAAGUUUACGCACAUACCAAAGUUUUUAAAAAUAAUCUGACGACUUCAAAAGUGAUAACUAUUUAAAUUAUCCUUGAUGUGCUGCUCGGCAGUAUACUGAUGUUGCUGCAGUGUUUUCCUGGCUUGGUGCCUUCUUUUGAUAAUUACUUAGCAGUAUAAUAGGGAUCUACAGUGCUUAUGCUGAAAUGUGCACAAGACAAUGAGUGUUUGAAGUGAUAUGAAUGUUAUUUUAGAAUGUACAGAACACAAUAUUGUAUAUAUAUAUAUAUAAUAAAAAUAUUUUACUCCAUACAAA